CAGAGGCGCACCGGGAAAGGGAAGCAGAAACAGAUCAGACAGCAGGUCGGUCGGUGAGCUGAGAGACAGACCACACAAAGUACCGGCGAAAAAACGGCAGACCUGAGCCUUUUGGUUUCUGUUGCGGCGGUUUCUUCUCCUGUGGACUAACGUUACGGGAAGUUUUAUUCAACGGUUCAGACGGACAGAGAGGGUCAGAAAGGCUGUCCACCAUGUCGGGGAGCAGGGAGGAGGAGAGGAGGAAACUGGCCGACAUCAUCAACCAUUGGAACGCCAACCGGCUCGACCUGUUCGAGAUCAGCCGGCCCACAGAGGACUUGGAGUUCCAUGGCGUGAUGCGGUUCUACUUCCAGGAUCGGGUUGCCGGUAACUUUGCCACCAAGUGCAUCAGAGUGUCCAGCACAGCGACAACGCAGGACGUCAUCGAGACGUUAGCUGAGAAGUUCAGACCAGACAUGAGGAUGCUCUCCUCGCCAAAAUACUCCCUUUAUGAGGUCCAUGUCAGUGGCGAAGAGCGUCAGCUGGACAUGGACGAGAAGCCUCUUGUUGUUCAGCUGAACUGGAACAAAGACGACCGAGAAGGACGCUUUGUCUUGAAGAAUGAGAACGACAUCCUUCCCAAGAAGAGUCAGAGUAAUGGGCCCGAGAAGGAGAAGGAUGGAGUGAUCCAGAACUUCAAAAGGACUUUGUCCAAGAAGGAGAAGAAAAAGGAAAAGAAGAGAGAAAAGGAGUCCGCCCGGAUCCCCGAUGGAGACGAGCAGGCGCUCAGCCGGGAGGACGGGGAAAACAAUCGUCUGGCGGCAGAGGUUUACAAGGACAUGCCGGAGACCAGCUUUACCAGGACAAUCUCCAACCCAGAGGUGGUGAUGAAGAGGAGACGCCAGCAGAAACUGGAGAAACGCAUGCAGGAGUUCAUGAGCAGUGAUGGGAGGCCCGACUCAGGAGGCACUUUGCGGAUAUACGCUGACAGUCUGAAGCCCAACAUCCCGUAUAAGACCAUCCUGCUCUCCACUAGAGACACGGCUGACUUUGCUGUGGUGGAGGCGCUGGAGAAGUACGGGCUGGAGAAGGAGAACCCCAGAGAGUACUGCAUCGCUCGGCAAGAUGAUAAGUCGGGCAAGGACAUGAUUCUGGACGAUACUGAGUGUCCACUGCAGAUCUUCAGGGACUGGCCCGCUGACAGAGGUUCGCUAGUGUUCCAGCUGAAAAAGAGACCCCCCGACUACCAGGGGAGGAAGGGAAGGAAAGGCGACGACAAGGGCCUUCGAGGGAAGGAGGGCAGCACCAGCUCCUUGCCGCCCGAGAAACUGCCUUACCUGGUGGAGCUGAGCCCAGGGCGAGGGAAUCACUAUGCCUACUACACCUAUCGGCACCACGAAGACGGGUCUGACUCACGUGACAAACCAAAGCUGUACCGGCUUCAGCACAGCAUCACCGAGGUCGGCUCAGACUGCACAGAGGACGGAGCCAUCCAGCUGCUCGGUCCGGGGAUUCUGCCCCACCACUGCAACCUCAUGCACAGUGAAGGCAUGGUCACUGUGACGCCGCACGGCCCAGACGCAGACACCUUUGUCGACGGGCAACGAAUUACCGAGACGACGCUGCUGCGUUCGGGCUCCACCCUCCAGUUUGGUUCUGCACACGUCUUCAAGUUUGUGGACCCGAUGUUCGACCAGGGAGGGAAAAGAGAACCGGCCUCCAUGAUGAGGGGCCGACACAAGUCUGGCAGUGUACCAGAAACCACCUUCGACCUUCACGGAGACGUCCACAGUGGAUCUGCUCUGCCUACCAGCAAGAGCUCAGGGAAGCUGGAGAUGGAGAGAGGCAUGGUCAAACCCAUGAUCAGAGGAGAGCAGCAGGACAGCAGGUCUCAGGACAUUUCAGCAGACAGAACAGAGUUGACUCUGCCAGCCGGCAUCGAGUUCAGAGACAACUCUGAAGACACCUUCCUGUCAGCCAUCAUCAACUACACUAACAGCUCCACGGUCCACUUCAAACUCUCACCCACCUAUGUCCUGUACAUGGCCUGCCGCUUCGUCCUGUCACCUUCUUACCGGCCCGACAUGUCGCCGUCUGAGAGGACGCACAAGGUCAUCGCCAUCGUCAACAAGAUGGUGAGCAUGAUGGAGGGAGUCAUCCAGGAGAUUCCUGAAGGGGAUCAGAAGCAGAAGAACAUUGCAGGAGCGCUGGCUUUCUGGAUGGCCAACGCCUCAGAACUGCUCAACUUCAUCAAGCAGGACCGAGACCUGAAUCGCGUCACGCUGGAUGCCCAGGACAUCCUCGCCCAUCUGGUCCAGAUGGCUUUCAAGUACCUGGUCCACUGUCUUCAGGCUGAUCUCAACAACUACAUGCCUGCCUUCCUGGACGACCCCGAGGAACAUAAUCCACAGAGACCCAAAAUCGAGGAUGUCCUGCACACCCUGACGGGGGCGAUGUCGUUGCUGCGGCGGUGUCGAGUCAACGCCGCCCUGACCAUCCAGCUCUUCUCUCAGCUCUUCCACUUCAUCAACAUGUGGCUCUUCAACAAGCUGGUGACGGACACAGAGUCGGGCCUGUGCUGUCACUACUGGGGGGCCAUCCUCCGGCAGCAGCUCAGCCACAUCGAGGCCUGGGCAGAGAAACAGGGUCUGGAGCUCGCCGCCGACUGCCACCUCAGUCGAAUUGUACAGGCCACCACCCUGCUCACCAUGGACAAAUACUCCAUGCAGGAUGUGCAGAACAUCCACAACACCUGCUUUAAGCUCAACUCCCUGCAGCUCCACGCACUCAUGACCAACUACCACUGUGCUCCAGACGAGCCUUACAUCCCACCUGAGCUGAUAGACCACGUGGUUGCUGUGGCAGAAAACACAGCAGAUGAGCUGGCGAGGAGUGAUGGGAGAGAGGUCCAGCUGGAGGAGGAUCCGGACCUGCAGCUGCCCUUCCUCCUUCCUGAGGAUGGCUACUCCUGCGAUGUGGUGCGCAGCCUCCCCAACGGCCUGCAGGACUUCCUGGAGCCGCUGCUGCAGAGAGGUUUCUGUAGGUUAGUACCCCAUCCCCGUUCGCCUGGUACCUGGACUGUCCACUUUGAAGGAGCUGACUGUGACAGCCACUUCUCCGCUGCUGACAGUUCUGAAAUGCCAAUGAGGAAAGACCCGGAGGUUGUCACGGUAACCCUGAAGAAGCACAACGGCAUGGGCCUCAGCAUCGUGGCUGCCAAGGGUGCUGGUCAGGAGAAGCUGGGCAUCUACAUCAAGUCUGUUGUCAAAGGAGGAGCAGCUGACGUGGAUGGACGUCUGGCUGCAGGUGACCAGCUGUUGAGCGUGGACGGGCGCAGCCUGGUCGGCCUAUCACAAGAGAGGGCAGCAGAGCUGAUGACGAGGACAGGCUCAGUUGUGACUCUGGAGGUGGCCAAGCAAGGAGCCAUUUACCACGGACUGGCUACUCUCCUCAACCAGCCCAGCCCCAUGAUGCCAAGAGCAUCAGACCGAGGCCGCGACAAGAACGGGAAACUGCGACCAAAGAGCGAAGGCUUCGAGUUGUACAACAACUCGGUGCAGAACGGCUCUCCGGAGAGUCCGCAGGCCGGCUGGGAUUCUUACCCCGAACCAAAGAAGAUGAGCAAUGAAGAUCGACUUCUCAAGAACCGAGCCGACCACCGCUCCAGCCCCAACGUAGCCAAUCAGAGCCAGAGUCCUGCGGGAAAAGCGGUGUACCCCGGAGGACCUGGCACUAAGAUCACCUCCGUCUCCACCGGCAACCUGUGUGCAGACGAUGAGCCCUCCCCUCCCCGUCCAGAGGCCUACCCCAUCCCCACCCAGACCUACCCCAGGGAGUACUUCACCAUCCCGGCCUCGAAGAGCCAGGAUCGGGUCGUUGGUCCUGGGCAGGGGCCCUCACAACACUGGCAGGGCAUGGAGGACAGAGAACGCCUCCCUUUGGUCGACAACAUCCACAACAGCAUGCAGCGGAUUAACCAUUCCCAGGAGGAGUUGUACCCCUCACCAGGAGGUAUGAGGCCAGACGAGCGCAUGCAGCAGCACUACCAGCAGGACUACCAGCACCGGGACCUGGACUACCAACACCGAGAUCUUGACUACCAGAGAGGUCCACCGGGAGGAGGUCCUGACCACUGGGCCCCACAGCCGCAGGUGUCCUCCUCGUUGGAGUCAUCCACAUCCAGCCAAGAGCACCUCAACUUCUCAGCCGCCUCCUCCUCCUCGUCCCAGAAGAACCAGAAGACCGGGCCGGGCCGAUGGAAGACGCCCAACGCCCCUCACGCUGCGCCGCCACAUUCGGCACAGGCGCCUUCGCGCUCCGACCUGCCCCCUCCGCCGCCCCCACCACCGGCCCCUUACCCUGAAGCCUACGACCCCUACGAACCCCAGCCUGAGCUACCGCUCCCGCCUCCUCCCUCCGCCGUCUCUCCCGCAACAGCCCAGCAGGCUGCUGACCGCAAGAAACGCGAGGAGCAGCAACGCUGGUAUGAGAAGGAGAAAGCUCGUCUGGAGGAAGAGAGGGAGAGGAAGAGGAGAGAGCAAGAGAGGAAGCUGGGUCAGAUCCGGGCCAACCCCGUCAUGCCUGUCCAACCUCACAACAACGGAGGAUCCAUGCCUCCUCCUCACCACCAGCCCCCUCUGCCCUCUGCGGCCCCGCCCCAGCCCUACCUCCCCCCACAGCCUCAGCCACAGCCUCCCCCAUCCAGACCCGAGAAGCUGGCCAGCCUGCCACGAUCGGCUGUUCCUCCCCCUGCUAACGCCUCCAACCCUGGCAUGGACACAGUGAUCAGGGAGCUGUUGCCACAGCAGCAGCCACGGACCAUUGAGAGGCGAGACCUGCAGUACAUCACCAUCAGUAAGGAGGAGCUAACGUCCAGCGACAGUCUGUCUCCAGACCCCUGGAAACGAGACGCCCGGGAGAAGGCCGAGAAACAGCAGCAGCUUCACAUCGUCGACCUGCUGGACAAGGAGAUCCAGGACCUCCAGUCAAAGCCAGAGCGAACUGCGGAGGAAAGCGACCGCUUGAGGAAGCUGAUGCUAGAGUGGCAAUUCCAGAAACGACUGCAGGAGUCCAAGCAAAGCGACGAGGACGAGGAGGAGGAGGAUGACGAGGACGUGGACACCUUGAUGAUCAUGCAGAGGCUGGAGGCCGAAAAGAGAGCCAGGCAGCAGAAUGCUGUCCCAGCUAUCUCUGUUCUAGACUUGUUGCAGGACGAAGAGCGACGGCGUAAGCAGCAGCUGGAGGAGAUUCGUAAGCGGGAAGCGGAGGAGCGAGCAAAACAGGAGGAGGAGAGAAGGUGGAGGGAGGAGGCCAAACGAGAGGCAGGGGAGAAGAGGAGACAGGAGGAGGAGUACUACACUCGCCUGGAGGCCGAGCGGCGCCGGCAGCACGAGGAGGCCGAGAGAAAGCUGCUGACGCCUGACGAGCCGGCCGGUCUGUAUCGGCCCCCGCUGCCCCGGGAUUACCAACCCCCCGCCCCCCACACCCCUACUAACACCCCCCCGCCCCCCCCACAGAGAAACACCUCCUACCUCAAAACCCAGGUCACCUCCCCCGACACGCUCUACACCGCCAAGUUUGUCUCCUACGAGGGCGAUGAGGAAGACGAGGAGGAAGCCACCAAAGCAGGGAGUGGCGGCGGCAACCAAUCAGGUCAGGUGAAGCUGUCGGCGACCAGGAAGUCGUACGGCGACCUCCAGGCCUCCGCCUCACCCAAUCACACCAGGCACCGGCCGCCGCCCACUGCGCGCAAGCCCCGCCCUCUUUCAGACGGCAUCUUCCUGUCUAGCUCGUUCCAGCUGCCAGACAACAACUCCAACAGUACAGGUCCCCCCCUUCCUGCCAAACCCAGCUCCAUGCCCCCCGGAGGCUUUAAAGGAUUUAACUCGUACACUGGAAACUCAGCAGGAGUUGUAGGAUCGGGAGAAGUCUACAAUGACCCGCGAGACAAAUGGCCGAAGAGGUGCUGCAGCGGCAGUCAGGAGCAGGAGAACUCUAACCCCAGCGGCGCUCCGGAGAGUCUCACCUUUAAGGAGCGCCAGCGUCUCUUCUCUCAGGGGAAGGAGGUGUCCAACAAGGUCAAGGCUUCACGCAAACUCAUGGAGCUGGAGAACGAGCUCAACACCAAGUAGUAGACCCGAGCCUUUCACCUCCCAGCGCCACCUUAACAAGGGCAUCGCCACGGUAACGUUAAGGUGAUCCUGGGACAACAAAAACGGGCGCUCGCUUCCCGACCACUGACCGCCUCCUCCCAUUUGUGUUUUCCCCCCUUUGUUUUUUUUAUUUUAAUCAUCGAAUAACUGGACCACUCACUUUUUUGACAUAGCUAUAUCGUUGCAAUAGGAGAGACAUUUAUGGCUUAAAAUAUUUCCUCCCCUCAUUAAGGUCUGUCAAAGAUAUAUAAUGAUAAAGCACUGUAAAAAAAGUUGUAAUUGUAACAAUUGAGAAUCACACGACAAAGGGGGAUAUAUUUUUGUUUAUAAAAUGGUUCUUGGGGCGAGGGGAUGAAGAGGUUUAUUCUCAUUUUAAAUUAGCUUUUUUUAAUUGUUAUUUUAAUGCUCUUUUUCGGCAUCAUGUUUUCACACUUUUAAUUGCCAGCAGAAAUGCCCACAGUUGAGCUCAAGACCAAUUGUUAUUUUCUUGUUUUUUUUUAAUUAAAUUCUCAGUGAGUGGAACUGCUAUUUCAUUCCGUAGCAAGAGCAUGGGAUUUUUUUUUUUUUUGGUGAUGUUUUAGAUAAACUCUGAAUGAUUCUCCAGAGGAGGAUCGUUACCAGUCCAGAGAAGGAUCUUUAAGUGCACAACAUUACUGUAAAUAUCUGGGUCCACAAGUGUCUCACUCUUUUACUACUGUAGAAAGCUGCCAGGCUACUUACUAAAAACUGCAAAAUUAAUGUGAUUUAACAGCAUUUUGGUGACAGAAAAUCCCAACAGGAAGUACUGCUAAAACUGGACCGUCUCCCUGCUGCUCCUCACUGUCAGUGGAGUUUAAGUUUUAAAUGUUUCGCCCCAAUCUGAGGUAACUCAUUUUUAUUUUAGUUGAAAUCAAAUAGGCAUUCUUUGCAGAGUUGUGUGAGAUUAAUUUGAUCGAUUGUACCCGAAAUUCAAGCCAGAAAAGGAUUUGUUUUUUUCACUCAAUGUGAUUGUUGGUUUUCACUCUCUUAUUCUUUUAAGUCCUCGUUUGCUUUACAGAUAUUUAUUUCAAACGUGGGAAAAAAAAAAAACAUACUUGCACAAAAACUUGUUUUUUUUAAUAUUAACUAUGUAUCUGCAAACUGUUUUAACAAGUGGAUUACAUUUGGGACCUCUCGUACUGUGGUAAUCUGUGUUUUCGUUUUUACACCAGCCGUAGUUCGGGGAGAUCCAGAUGUAUUUUUUUUUUUUUAAGGACUGGAGUCAAGUUGACAGAAUUGUGAUUGUACAAAUAUAUAUACACGCAGUUACCAUAGUCACUUUCACCAAUACUGCUGAUGUUGAAAAGGAGCGCACUUCUAACCCCGGUGUGUGUCCCCCCCAGUUUCAAAAUAAAAAGAUAAAACAGCGAUGUUUCAAAUGUAUCUCUCUUCUGCAGUUUGACUCCAUCCUGUGUGGAUUUAUUUAAUUCUCUCUCUUCAGGAGCCUCCACUGAAACAGAUUCUACAUGAGAUAAGGAUGCUGUUCUAAUUACUGACCUGUAAAAACACUACAGACCACACUGUCUCCUCUCCUCCCACACCAACAGCAACUCCUUUUUAGGUUUCAAAAUGAACAGAAUCAUUUAAAUGGUUUCAUGUUUAGCCUUUUGUAAAUCAUUAAUAAAUACAGAUUUUUCAACA
Sander lucioperca (pikeperch) is the source of this 7790-nucleotide messenger RNA. It is a transcript of the gene afdna, whose product is annotated as afadin, adherens junction formation factor a. Gene Ontology annotation, cellular component: adherens junction. The transcript has 39 exons. The coding region runs from base 213 to 6110 and encodes 1965 amino acids. Gene Ontology annotation, biological process: signal transduction; regulation of protein localization. Gene Ontology annotation, molecular function: cell adhesion molecule binding. Lineage: Eukaryota; Metazoa; Chordata; Actinopteri; Perciformes; Percidae. The record is from RefSeq and is a predicted model, not a curated record.